AUGUCAAAUGUUGUUGAUAAAACAUUAGCAGAUGAAGAAUAUUAUCAUGGUUUAUUGCCUAGAGAAGACAUCAAAAUGAUGCUGAAAUGCAAUGGUGAUUUUAUUGUAAGAAUUACUGAACCAGUUGCUGGACAGCCAAGAGCUUUUGUCAUUUCUGUAAUGGUACAUGAAGAAGACGAAGAACGCGGGCUAUCCAGAAAAAAUCAAUCUAAAAAACUUCUUCAGAUAAAACACUACAUUAUUAAAUGCACAAAGAAUGGAAAAUAUGUGGUAGAAAAAUAUUAUUUCAACAGUGUGCCGGAAAUGAUUAGGUUUCAUUUAAAAACACAAAAAAGUUUGGUAAGAUCCAGCAAAGUGCACUUAACGAAACCAAUACCACGGCAGAAUUGGGAAUUACAUCAUCAAGAUGUUGAACUGACGAAGAAAAUAGGCGAAGGUGCCUUUGGCGAAGUUCAUCUUGGAUUAUUACGCCUUAAAAAUGGUCGAAAAUUGGAUGUCGCAGUAAAACUUGCAAAACUGGAAACAUUAACAAAAGAACAAAUCAAAGAAAUCAUGAAUGAAGCGCGUCUUCAUCGUACAUUUGAUCAUCCAAAUAUAUGCAAAUGUUAUGGAGUAGCCGCUGGUCAAGAACCACUAAUGAUUGUUAUGGAAUUGGUAUUUCAGUUCAUAAUAUCAACUCAUACAGGAAUAACUAUAUUUAUAUACUGGCUACAACGGAAGAAAGGAGGAAUUCCCGAUAUAUUAGCUGAUGGUGGUGCAUUGGAUUCGUACCUUCAACGAAAUAAGAUAUCAUCGGACCAAAAAAUGGAUAUGUGUUUAGAUGCAGCAAAAGGCCUCGAGUAUUUACAUGCUAGACCGGUACUUCAUAGAGAUAUUGCAGCGAGAAAUUGUCUAUACGGAGACAAUAAGGUGAAGAUCAGUGAUUUUGGCUUAACUCGUGAAGGUACGGUAUAUCAAAUGGAUCCAACAAAACGUGUACCUAUUCGAUGGCUUGCUCCAGAAACGCUUCGUACAGCAAUCUACACACAAAAAACGGAUAUUUUUAGCUAUGGCAUUUUAUGUUGGGAAAUUUUUGCGGAUGGUAUGGAGCCAUAUCCAGGUCUAACUGUCGCUGAAGUAAAUAUAAAGGUCAUAGAAGGAUAUCGAAUGGCACUUCCAGUGCAUAUGCCUUAUGAUUUGAAAAAUAUCAUUCUAUUGAAAUGUUGGUCUGAUAAUCCCAAUGAGAGAUGGACAGCGACUGAUAUCGCCAAAAAUUUGCAACGUAUCAUUCGAACAUAUCAGAGAGAAUCAACAACGCAAAUCUCGACGGUAAGUCAUACAUCUAUUUUUUUCUCUGUAAUUUAG
Messenger RNA from Dracunculus medinensis (Guinea worm), 1344 nucleotides. Lineage: Eukaryota; Metazoa; Nematoda; Chromadorea; Rhabditida; Dracunculidae. The record is from the annotation of a GenBank genome assembly.